AGUCGUGAGUUUUUAUAAGCUUUUAAUGAGCUCGCCGUUUUGUUCUCAGGCUGGGGAUGUGGAUGUCGCCGCCCUCCUCCGGUCUGCUCUGCGGCGUGUGAUUGGGUUAAAGUCGGCUCCCCUUUCCCCUCUAACCCGGUGAUGUUGGCCGUUUCCUGCCUCUUCUGCCCAACUAGUGGUAGACACACAGUGCUGAAGCUCCGGUGAAGCACGUAGCCUGGACGAGCGGGUGGCUUUAACAGCGAAAACACGAAGCCAUCCAGUGAAGCAGCGUGUCCAGACCAACAGCCAUGCGAAGGAAAUCGAGGAUAUUACUAUGUUUCGCUGUGCUCUGGAUCCUAGGAAUAGCCUAUUAUUUCUAUUCAGGAACAACGCUACAUCGGAAGGAUGACUGGAGUGGCUUCAGUUCAAGCAGAAUUCAAGCACACAGCAACACAGACAGCAGAGCGCAGAGUUUGGAAACCCUUCCACCAGGGAAAGUCAGGUGGCAGGACUUUGACCAGGAUCUCUAUGUGGGGGCGACGGUGGUGAAGCCAGGCCAGGAUCCGUACGCCCGAAACAAGUUCAACCAGGUGGAGAGCGAUAAACUGCGAAUGGACCGCGGUGUCCCAGACACCAGACACGACCACUGUCGCCAUAAGCAGUGGAGGACGGAUCUGCCUGCAUCCAGCGUGGUGAUCACCUUCCAUAACGAAGCUCGAUCAGCUUUAUUGCGCACUAUAGUCAGCGUUCUGAAGAAGAGUCCUCCCCACCUCGUCAAAGAAAUUAUCCUCGUGGACGAUUACAGCGACAACCCUGAGGACGGAGCCUUGCUCGGGAAAAUCGAGAAAGUCCGGGUCCUUAGAAACGAUAGACGAGAAGGUCUGAUGCGGUCACGUGUCCGAGGAGCAGAUGCAGCCACAGCCAGUGUCCUCACUUUCCUGGACAGCCACUGUGAGUGUAAUGAACACUGGCUGGAGCCUCUGCUGGAGAGAGUUGAUGAGGACAGGACACGUGUAGUCUCACCCAUCAUAGACGUCAUCAACAUGGACAACUUCCAGUACGUGGGGGCAUCUGCAGACCUCAAAGGAGGUUUUGACUGGAAUCUGGUGUUUAAAUGGGACUACAUGACGUUGGAGCAGAGACGGGCGAGGCAGGGUAACCCCAUCGCUCCUAUCAAGACUCCUAUGAUAGCUGGUGGCCUCUUCGUCAUGGACAAAAGCUACUUCGAGGAACUUGGAAAAUAUGACAUGAUGAUGGACGUGUGGGGCGGAGAAAACCUUGAAAUCUCAUUCCGGGUCUGGCAGUGCGGUGGCAGUCUGGAGAUCAUUCCCUGCAGUCGAGUUGGACACGUGUUCAGGAAGCAGCAUCCCUACACAUUUCCCGGAGGCAGUGGGACCGUGUUCGCCAGGAACACUAGACGAGCGGCAGAGGUGUGGAUGGACGAUUUCAAGAACUUUUAUUAUGCUGCUGUUCCCUCUGCACGGAAUGUGCCCUAUGGGAAUAUUCAGAGCAGGCUGGAAAUGAAGAAGAGAUUAGGUUGCAGGCCAUUUAAGUGGUACCUGGAGAACGUGUACCCAGAACUCAGGGUCCCGGACCAUCAGGACAUCGCUUUCGGAGCCCUGCAGCAAGGCGGGAACUGCCUCGACACGCUCGGACACUUCGCCGACGGCGUGGUGGGAGUCUACGAGUGCCACAACGCAGGGGGCAACCAGGUAGCAUUCAGAUCACAGGAGUGGGCCUUGACUAAAGAUAAGUCGGUCAAGCACAUGGAUUUGUGUCUGACCGUGGUGGAGCGCAUGGCAGGAUCUCAGAUCAAACUGCAGGGAUGCAGAGAAAAUGACAGCAGACAGAAAUGGGAACAGAUCGAGAACAACACUAAGCUGCGACACGUGGGUAGUAAUCUGUGCCUGGACAGCCGAAGCGCCCGUAACGGAGGCCUGACGGUGGAGGUGUGCAAUCCCUCUCUCAGUCAGCAGUGGAAGUUCACCCUCAACCUGCAGCCCUAGCCCCUAACCCCCUACUUCCUGCGUCCUCGGCGGGUCACAGAGCAGCACGCGGUCUCUGAGGGAACGCUGCCCAGCCUCAGUGGGUCUGCUCGCCCCUUUUCCCUCACCCAGGGCUAUGGGGCCAAACAGACACAAAAAACAAACAUGAAAACUUUUUUCCAUCCAACUAUAUACCUCACCAUUUUAUUUUUGGUCCAGCUCUUAAUUGAAAUGCAUAGGAUUUGAGGUAUUUUAUUUUCUUCCUAUUUUUUUAUGCCAGCCAAAAGGAUUUCAUUUUUGUUUUGCAUUUCAUUUUCAUUUUCAUUUUCAAAGUUUCAUUUUCAGAUUUUUUUUUUUUCCAACCAUUUUUUUUUUGGUUUUAGGAUUUUUUUUUAAUUAAUCAAAGUUGUUUUUGUUUCAUGUAACCAAUAAUGUUGAAUGUAAGCAACGCUCCACAGAGGAAAAAAAAACGCAAGGACCUUUCAUUUUUAGUUCUGCAUUCUUAGCCCAGCACAGGGGUGUGUGUGUGUGUGUGUGGAGAGAGAAUCAGCAGGCCUCAGUUUAUGUGAACACUGUGUACAGUCUGUUCAACAAACAAAAGAAAUAAUCAGAGGCCAGCUUUGUCUUUUCCCCCUGCAGCUUCUAACAAAUUGUCAUUCUCUCCAUUUUGCAUCUUGAUUGAGCAAUGAAGAAAGAUCUGUUUCCUCUGUGAGCCUUGGGAGUGUUUUGGUGGAGAAACAACAGGACACCACGUAGUGCUCCGCGCUGCCAUUCAGUGUCUGUUGCCUUUGUCACAAAACAAACAAUAAGUUGUACUUUCUUUUAUUUCCUUAAUCAUCACAUUGUCCGGUCUGGGGGAUUUCUUGAUUCGAGUCCAUUUGUAGGUGCAUUUGCAUAGAAUCAUUCCAUCGACUGUACCUGUGUACUGUUUCAGUCGCUUUGAUAUGAAAAUGUAUUUGUGCAUUAUGUUAGGGUCAGCGUGGGGUCACUGUGAUCAAACCAAAAUCCCAGUGGCACGACCUGUUAGGAUUUUGAUCGUGGGCUUCCCAAAACCAGACAGGAAAAGGGGUUCAGAUGGUUUAAUUUGUGUAUUGCACAUUUAUAUUUUACUUGAUUUCUUGUUAUUUUAUUGUUUGUCCUUCAGUUGUACAGUGAAUUAAGUCGACUGCCUUUGACUGUAUCCAUGCUACUGUAAACAGAAAGGGUACCUGAGCUGUGCAGCUCUGUCAGGGCUGGAAGUAGCUGGACCUCAACUGGACUCAGUGAGAGAGGGAAAAAAAAAAAAACAACACAAACCUUCAUGCCGUAGGUGUUCAUUUCUCUCUGUUCUCCAUCCUCCAUGCUUUUAUGCUUUCUUUCAUUACCUAGAUCAUUUACAUUCAUUACGGUACUUCACACGGUGAUGUAGUCUGUUUUAAACGAUACAAACGGAUGACCUGAGAAGCUUUUAUUCUAGUUCCAUUUUUCUGACUUUGGUGUGUGUGUCUGACUGAGCAUUAGCCCUGUAGCGUAAUUUAUUCUAGAUUAGGACACAUACCGAUGAGUCUCGGAUAUACUGUAAUCACAAUGUUCCUGAGUAUUUUUGACUCCACUACAUCACCCUGUAUUUGUCCAGCUCCGGGGGGGGGGGAUCUUCUCCACGCGCCCUCUGAAGUGUAUCGAAGGACACUAAGACGAGUCGAAGCCUUGUUUGGCUUUGAGUUCAUCAGUGACGCUCUGACAAGACUGACUGAAUCGGGGUAAAAAAAAAACCCCAACCUGUGUGCGUUUCAUUCAAGUCAGACGUGACGCUGUGCUCUUUAUACGCAGGGGGCUUUUUAUAGAUGGCGGAUGAAAGUGCGCACUUGAUGAGUUUCACUGGUGAAAUACAACUGCCUCUGAUCAUUUUUGCCAUCACGAUGCCAACAUUUGAGCAAUUUUGUACAUUCUGGAAAGAAACCUUUAUAUGAUGUCAAAAAAAACAAACAAACCUAGGGCCAAAUUGUGAGAAAUCCAUUGCUUAUGAAUCUGAAUUGGAAUAAAUGUUUACAUAGUACACUGUGCCAAAGUUAUUUCCUGUUGGGUUCAGUUGUCUCAGCGUACUUCAAAACUAGAACAUUGACAGAAAUCAUGACCCCCAUAUUUGCCCGAUUUUCUUUUCUUUUCUUUUCUUUUUUUAAAAA
Hemibagrus wyckioides is the source of this 4129-nucleotide messenger RNA. It is a transcript of the gene galnt2, whose product is annotated as UDP-N-acetyl-alpha-D-galactosamine:polypeptide N-acetylgalactosaminyltransferase 2. The transcript is spliced from 16 exons. The coding region runs from base 291 to 1988 and encodes 565 amino acids. The record is from RefSeq and is a predicted model, not a curated record. Gene Ontology annotation, cellular component: Golgi apparatus. NCBI's taxonomy places the organism in Eukaryota, Metazoa, Chordata, Actinopteri, Siluriformes, Bagridae.